Pocillopora verrucosa is the source of this 807-nucleotide messenger RNA. NCBI's taxonomy places the organism in Eukaryota, Metazoa, Cnidaria, Anthozoa, Scleractinia, Pocilloporidae. The record is from RefSeq and is a predicted model, not a curated record.
AUGGUUGUGCAAGUUCUGAGACCGCCUACAGUUGCGAACCUUGUAGACAUCAAUCGUCAUGGAUCGUUAGGGAAACUGCUCAGAGUGACCGCAUGGGUGUUGCGUUUCAUCAACAAUGCACGUCCAGGUCAAGACCAGACAGUCAAAAGAAAGGGAAGACUGAAAAGAGAAGAAUUGGUUCAGGCCGAAGGCGAAUGGUUGAAAGCGGCGCAAGCAGAUUUGAGAAGACAAGGAAACUUUCAGCAUCUGGUGAGUGAGUUAGGGUUAGUAGAAAACGAUAGAAUUCUUAGAUGUGUUGGAAGAUUGGUUAAUUCCGAUUUAGAAGUCGACGCGCGCAGACCAAUUAUUCUCCCAAGAGACCACGCUUACACGACAUUGGUGAUACGGGACUGUCACGAAAGGGUCUUGCACAGUGGUGUGAGAACUACGCUUGCAGACAUGCGCUCUAGGUAUUGGGUUCCGAAGGGUAGACAAUGUGAGAAAAAAGUGUUGAGCAAAUGCGUGACCUGCAAGAAACAAGAAGGAAGGGCAUUUAGCGCACCCCAGACUGCAGCACUGCCAGAGUUCAGAGUGAAACAAGUGCCAGCGUUUUCGAAAGUAGGCGUAGAUUUUGCGGGACCAUUGUAUGUUAAGGCAGCAACAGGGGGCGUGCGAAAAGUUUACAUUGCUUUGUUUUCAUGCUGCGUAACCAGAGCAAUUCAUUUAGAAUUAGUCGAAGAUUUGUCAGCCGAGGCAUUCAGGAACGCCGACCUUGAUUGUAUCCGACAACGCGAAAACUUUUCAGGCGACCGAAAAAGCGCUCAAUGA